AUGUCACUUCUCUCGAUUGAAUUACAACAGCCUCUUUGGAACAACUUAUCCCAGGCCUGUUUUGGAAACACUGAAGAGCUCGAAGAACAUUCACCAGGAGUUUUGGCGUAUAACUCACUGUUUGACGGCUCUGACGAUUGCGAGACUCCAGAAUUUUAUACUGAUAAGUCCAAUAAAGAUCCCGUUCUGUUGGAAUCGAGUGCGCGUGAAGAGCAAUUACUCCGGAAGUUUGACUCUUCUAUGACGGGUUCUCUAGACUCUCACAGUUGGUCGAUCGAUGAUAUUCUGGCUGAAUGUACUCCUGAAAAAAGCUCGCUUUGGACUGGCGCUAUAAGCGGAGAAAACAAUUAUCAAAGAGAGCUCAGCGGAUCUUCACUUACCACAUCCUACAACCAAAAUAGGUUCCAGUCAGAUUCAGAUGUUGUCAUUGACCAAAGAUUUGAAGUUGGUUUGAAUGGCGAUUUGGACACCGAAGAAAACACGCUUGAGGCUGAUAGUAUUAGUGAUCGGACAAACGAUGACAAUUACAAAGCUACUUUCAGCGCUAAUAAACCAUUAAUAAAAGUCAACACAAAAGAUAUGAAAAACCACACACUUCCGUCACCAAGCAGGUUAUUUGUCGAGCCUGUUAAACAUGAGUUUGCUGGUAAAGUCAGCAAGCCAAGUACGAAAAAAAACCGCGGUAAAAGAAGUUCCAAAUUUAAUUUUAACGCUAAAAAAGCAUCGCUUCAAAAAUUGAUAACUGAAUUACAGUCAAAGUGCGAUCAAGCUCGCCAUGGCGAGAACGGCUUUCUGAUACGUCGAAGUGUUGCCAAGGAGCUUGACAUCGAACACCAAUGUUCACCGACAAUCCUUAAUUUUGGAGGAACGUUGUUUUCUCAUGUUAUGCGAUACCUGGAAGAACAAGCACUCCAUUUUCAACCUGCAGGCCAGUUUAGAACAAUUUGGAAUUAUCAUAGAAAACAACAAGGAUCCAGAAUUGUGUUGUCUCUGACUCCUUAUAAUGGAGAAACCGAUUGUGAUGGGACUAAUUAUCAGUUCUCAGUAGUGUCCCGACUAUUACCUCACGAUUGCUUUGGAAAUCCGCAGAGCGUGUCAAAAAAGAAAACAAAUAAAGUUCAGGAUGAACUUGAGAGAGAGAAAAGAGCUAGCAGAGGAAAUAUGUUCCACUGGCGUCAUUUUUUGACCAGUUUCGAAUAUUUCAAGCUCGUUUCCUUUAUGCUUGGGACAAACUAUGAUUUUGGCCUUAACGACAAUCAAAUUGGUGAGACGAGAGGAAGCGACGGAAAAGUGAUAUCACCGGAGAAACGACAUGACAUGAGGACCAGGUCUCAUGCUAAAAUCUAUUUUGAAGGCAAGGCGGUUAAAAGUGCACACGAGUUGGUUAGCAACGAGACAGCUGGCAGACGCAAAUCGUUCAUCGUGGGGACCUUCGGUCAAAUUAUGGGGUAUACGCACAUGAAACCUUUUGGCUCCGACUCUUCGCUUUCAGUAAUGGAGUUCAGAUAUCUCGAAGAGGCUCUUUCAAAGGAGAUAAAUUUCCACGUUUCUCACAGUAUUUGA
This is a messenger RNA of Lachancea nothofagi CBS 11611, 1563 nucleotides long. The record is from the annotation of a GenBank genome assembly. NCBI's taxonomy places the organism in Eukaryota, Fungi, Ascomycota, Saccharomycetes, Saccharomycetales, Saccharomycetaceae.